UGUCCGUUCAUGUGGUGGGUUUUAUUCGUCGCUCUCGACGUCCGAACUCUGCAUCUGUAAUUUCUUCAAAAUUUUCCAUCUCCGUUCCGUCGAAUCCAAAGAAUGGCGUCCGAGAUGAUCGACGGUGCAACAGAUAAUUUGGUGGAGCUCAUCGUGCGGGAUGAGCCUCCGUCAAUGGCUGACGGGGGUCCGAUCUUGGAGGAGAUUGCUCCUCUGUUGACCCAAGCUGAAAAGCCCAAGAUCAACAUCUUCACCAUCUCUUAUCCUCGAAGAAAACCUAUGGAGCAGGUGAAUAAAAUCCAUGAUAAUGAGGUGUCACCACUGUCCCAAUCCAUUAUUUGGAUUUGGGGUGGAUCAAGAUACUCUGGUCUGCUGUGUGCUUCUCUAUCUUCCAUAUUCUACUUCACCAUGGAAGUUUUGACGGAUGUUUUUUCUGCUCAGUCUAUGCCAAUUCUUGAAAUGGCUUUUACAAGAUGUACAAUUAUUACCAUACUAUCGUAUUUGUGGUUGAGGAGGAGUGAGCAACCAAUAUUUGGACAGACACAUGUUAGGAAGCUUUUGGUUUCUCGUGCCCUAACAGGACUUCUCUCAAUGUUGAGUUUUAUUUACAGCAUUCAAAGGUUGCCUUUGUCUCAGACAGUUGUAUUAAGCUUUACAACUCCCAUCCUGGCUUCAAUUAUGUCGAGAAUUAUUUUGCAUGAAAAGUUGAAAAUUUCAGAUUUUGGCGGUCUUGCUUGCAGUUUCUUUGGUGUUCUACUUAUUUUCCAAGAAAUAUUCACUAUUCAAGGGUUAACUAAAGCUGGGAAAGAAAGCACAAAACCAGCUCUGGGAAGUCACUAUUUAUAUGCAGCAUUAUUUGGUUUUGUUGCAUCAAUAGCUGGUGGCAUUACCUACUGCCUUAUAAGGGCUGGUGCAAAAGCAUCUGAUCAACCCGUUGUUACAGUUUUCUUUUUCGGCAUGCUGGCUUGUCCUGUCACUGGAAUAUGUACAGUUAUCUAUGAGGAUCUGGUGCUGCCAAGUUUAAAUUCAUUUUUAGUGAUGCUAGUGCUUGGUUUAGUUGCUUUUUUGGCCGAGGUGUGUUGGGCUCGUGGACUUCAACUUGAGAAAACCAACAAAGUUGCUAACGUUCGGUUUUUAGAGGCUGCACUUGUGCAAUUGUGGCUUAUUGGCGUAUUGAGAGUGGCUCCUGUCGGUCGAUUAGUUGGAAUUGUACUCAUUUUGAUCUCUAUGUGUUGGACUUUCUACGUCGGUCCUGAUAAAGAAAUUGAGUAACAUGUACAAUUUUACAGUGUUCGCAAGGAAGCCAAAGUCUUUCCAUUUUUUGGUUGUAAUUUUUUUUAUUUUAUGAAUAUUUUUUUUCCAUCACGGAUUCAUGGUGUGCAUUUUUGUUAAUGAUGUUUUUUUCGAGUUAAAUAGGAUUUUGCACACUGGAACCGUUUGGUAGUAAUUUGUAAGCAAUUUCCAAUGUGUUAGUAUGAUCAUUAUUUUUUAUA
Messenger RNA from Momordica charantia (bitter melon), 1493 nucleotides. Its product is annotated as Nodulin MtN21 /EamA-like transporter family protein. Gene Ontology annotation, cellular component: membrane. The record is from RefSeq and is a predicted model, not a curated record. NCBI's taxonomy places the organism in Eukaryota, Viridiplantae, Streptophyta, Magnoliopsida, Cucurbitales, Cucurbitaceae.